Neomonachus schauinslandi (Hawaiian monk seal) is the source of this 2286-nucleotide messenger RNA. It is a transcript of the gene TPD52L2, whose product is annotated as TPD52 like 2. The record is from RefSeq and is a predicted model, not a curated record. Gene Ontology annotation, biological process: carbohydrate metabolic process. Gene Ontology annotation, cellular component: cytoplasm. The transcript has 9 exons. NCBI's taxonomy places the organism in Eukaryota, Metazoa, Chordata, Mammalia, Carnivora, Phocidae. The coding region runs from base 135 to 824 and encodes 229 amino acids.
AAUGCCGCGGUGGCUGAGGCGGUUCCGCUGGCCGGUGUGUACGCGGCGGGCGAGUCCAGGUGCGGCCCGCUCGGCUUCUCCGGCGCCCCAGACCCCGGCCGCGACCCCCGCUGCGGCCCGGCCGCCGCCCGAACAUGGACUCCGCCGGCCAAGAUAUCAACCUGAAUUCUCCUAACAAAGGUCUGCUGUCCGACUCCCUGACAGAUGUCCCUGUCGACACAGCGUUGGCUGCCCAGACUCCUGCUGUUGAGGGUCUGACCGAGGCUGAGGAGGAGGAGCUUAAGGCUGAGCUUGCAAAGGUGGAAGAGGAAAUUGUCACUCUGCGCCAGGUCCUGGCGGCCAAGGAGAGGCACUGUGCUGAGCUGAAGAGGAAGCUGGGCCUCUCUGCCUUGGAGGGCCUGAAGCAGAACCUGUCUAAGAGCUGGCAUGACGUGCAGGUCUCUAACGCCUAUAUGAAAACUUCUGAGAAACUUGGAGAGUGGAAUGAGAAAGUGACCCAGUCAGACCUCUACAAGAAGACUCAAGAAACUCUCUCUCAGGCGGGACAGAAGACGUCGGCUGCCCUGUCCACCAUGGGCUCCGCCAUUAGCAGAAAGCUCGGGGAUAUGAGGGCUCGUCCGUUCUCACACUCCUUUAGCAGCUCUUCAAUCCGCCACUCGAUAAGUAUGCCAGCCAUGAGGAAUUCUGCGACCUUCAAGUCGUUUGAAGACCGAGUUGGGACCAUAAAGUCUAAGGUUGUAGGUGACAGAGAGAAUGGCAGUGAGAACCUUCCCUCCCCAACCGGGAGUGGUGCCAAGCCCCUGCCCGAUCACACGCCUUUCUAAGCCCGCCGCAGCUUUGCCCGGCUACGGAACAAGUGCAAGCACGUCCUCAUCGGCUCGACUGUGACUCUGCAGCGCCGCGGCCCGCCAGGCCGCGGGCGGGCGCAUGGAGCCGGCUUUGAGGAUAGUCGUGCCACUCACAUGUAGCCGUGGCCGCUGUGUUCGCAUGAGCUUCACAGAACACGGUCUUACACGCAGACGCUUUACACUGAAGUUGUAAACUGUCCUCCCUGGGGUGCGGGGAGUGGACAGGACAGUGGGCCCUUUGGCAGUCUUGUUAGCUCAUGAGAACGUGGAAGGAACGGAGAGUGAUAAGCAUAAAAUAAAUGGUAUUUCCUCAACCUCUCCUUUUGUAAGUUAGAGGAGGAAUCUGCGGAAGGAAGAUUCGUCCAGAAAGCCCUACCGGAUCUUCAGUUUUUAUUUCAAAUGCUAAAUGAGAAAACUGUCCAUUUUCUGAAACCCUCCAGAAAAGAAACUGGUUAUCAGCAGCCGCCUAAUUGUUACACUAACGAUCUAGCUUUAACAAAAGCAAAUUCUUUAUUUUUUAAAUGCAGUGAAUUUUUCAAAAAUUAAAGCUAAGCAGAGCAGCUUUAGCCUCAGUUAGAAAACAUUAUUUCUUUGGACUCAAGCUGAAAUACAAGCCUUACAUCACCUUAUGCUUUAUUUGUUUAUGAUGUUUUUAUAUAUAAAAAUAAGGGUUCUUUAGUGGGUUUUGAGCACCAUGUAGACUCCUGCAUCUAGCCCAAAGGGCAGCAUGCCUGGACCGUUGGUGUGUUUUAUUUCACUGAUGCACAUCGUCCCAGUGUAUGAAGCUUGCCUCUUUCUCCUCUCACGGACCGGGGCAGCUCCUGCUGGUCAGAGGGCUCCUGGGCCUCUGGGGGUGGGGGCAGGGGGCCAGGAGAAAGAAAAGCCGGCACCCUCCACGGAUGGCUGAUGCAUGACUGGCCCUCGGCUCCAGCCUGCCCAUUUGCUGCACGCUGGGGACGAGUGAGAAGCAGGUGGCCCUGCAUGGGGUCGGCUGGAACUCUGCUGUCGCCUCUUCUCAGGAGCUGCAAAGAUCUUAUUCCCGUUGUGAAGCUGCCACACCCCAGCAGCCUUGCAGUCAGGGCCCCACGCGUGGGGUGUGUCUGGAGGGGCAGCUUUCCGUGCCUUACUGGCUCCCAGCAGGCAGAGACCGCUCCUGCACACGCACCUGUGCACUCCCGGGUGGGGGGGCAUGCACUCAAAGUCCACUCCGGUAAGCUGAGUGUCUGCUCGUCCCUUCAGACGCCCUGGGUGGACUGCGGUCACCCCUGCUGACGCCAUGGGAAGAACAGCAUUUGGUCUUUUUUCUUCAGGGUUAGAAUCACGGAUGGGGUGUGGUGAGAAAGCAGGAUGCAACUGUAGUAACUGAUUUAUCUUGUCCGAAAAGUGGAUAAUGGGAAAUUUGUCAAUAAAGCAUUCCUUUGGGGAAGAACCCAUGUGA